AUGUCUGCCGCGCCGGGAUUUUGCGCGGGCGCGGGCGCAGAGUCCUCCUCGCGGCGCCGGCGAGCGCAGACGGAGAACGACGUCUCGGUCGAGCGUCUGAGGGAGACCAUCUCCAACCCGGGCUCUGUCAAGAUCAACGUCAAGGGCGCCUUCAUCCUCGACGAGCUGGCCGAACACAGGCGUGAUGAUGCCGACGGCGUGCAUUACGAGCACAAGGAUAUUCGUCUUCCCCACCACACCGACGUCGUGAGCCAUGUCGCCGUCGACAUUGGCGGAACGCUCGCUAAGCUUGUCUACUUCUCUCCUGAAAUCAGCCAGUCCGGCAGCGGCGGGCGUCUCAACUUUAUAAAUUUCGAAACCAACCGGAUCGAGCUAUGUAUCGAGUUCCUGAAGAAGUUGAAGGAGAACCACAUGAAGCGUAAUGGCUCGGCUCCGUACGAGCUGUGCGUUAUGGCUACCGGGGGCGGUGCAUACAAGUACUACGACAUGCUGAAGGACGCUCUCGGCGUGAACGUGCUGAGAGAGGACGAGAUGGAGUGUUUGAUCAUUGGAUUGGACUUUUUCAUCACAGAGAUCCCGAACGAGGUGUUUACAUAUAGCGAGACCACCCCGAUGCAGUUUGCAGAGGCCCGGGCAGACGUCUACCCGUACCUGCUGGUCAAUAUCGGCUCAGGCGUGUCGAUGGUCAAGGUUUCCGGCCCCAGGCAGUUCGAACGUGUAGGUGGAACGUCUCUCGGCGGGGGGACGUUCUGGGGUAUAAUGGCUCUCUUAACCGGCGCCCGAACGUUCGACGAGAUGCUGGCGAUGGCGGAGCGUGGAGACAACAGUGGAGUCGACAUGCUUGUUGGUGAUAUUUAUGGUACUGACUAUGGAAAGAUCGGGCUGAAGAGUACUGCAAUCGCCAGUACAUUUGGCAAAGUCUUCAAGAUGAAGCGGCUGGAGGAGCGGAAUGCCGAGAAUAGCGGAAGCGAAUCACCGACUUCCGAGCAGGAUAUCUCCCAUUUCUCUCACGAAGACAUGAGCCAGAGUCUUUUAUUCGCUAUAAGUAACAACAUUGGCCAAAUUGCCUACCUACAGUCCGAAAAACAUCAAAUCAAACACAUUUAUUUUGGAGGCUCGUUCAUUCGCGGCCACCGCCAGACGAUGAACACUCUCUCUUACGCUAUUAAAUUUUGGUCCAAGGGGGAGAAGCAGGCGUAUUUCCUUCGUCACGAAGGCUACCUUGGAGCUGUCGGGGCAUUCCUCAAGCGACAGCCACAGCAUUGGGGCAGGAGGAACAGCGUCGAGAAUGCCAUGGCACCUCGCUUCGCUUCCUCUCGAGAGGCAUUCUCAAAGUAG
Messenger RNA from Arthroderma uncinatum, 1338 nucleotides. RefSeq lists its product as uncharacterized. Gene Ontology annotation, molecular function: ATP binding; pantothenate kinase activity. The transcript has 4 exons. Lineage: Eukaryota; Fungi; Ascomycota; Eurotiomycetes; Onygenales; Arthrodermataceae. The record is from RefSeq and is a predicted model, not a curated record. Gene Ontology annotation, biological process: coenzyme A biosynthetic process. Gene Ontology annotation, cellular component: nucleus; cytosol. The coding region runs from base 1 to 1338 and encodes 445 amino acids.